This is a messenger RNA of Brugia pahangi, 1311 nucleotides long. Lineage: Eukaryota; Metazoa; Nematoda; Chromadorea; Rhabditida; Onchocercidae. The record is from the annotation of a GenBank genome assembly.
AUGGAUUUCUUGGCUAUGUUUGGAGCUUUCAUUGUGCCUAAUUACAAACAACAGCGACAGCGACACUGUGUUGUGUUUGUAUGUGUUUAUGCGGAAAAAUCACUGAAAAAAAAAAAUAUGCGUGAAGUAAUCUCAGUUCAUGUUGGACAAGCUGGUGUACAAAUUGGUAAUGCUGCCUGGGAAUUAUUUUGUUUGGAACAUGGAAUACAACCGGAUGGAACAACAUGCAAAAUCCAGAAUAAACAACAUGCUGAUAAUUCAUUUUCAACAUUCUUCCUAGAAACCGGUACCGGACGACAUGUACCACGAGCCAUUUUAAUUGAUCUUGAACCAUCUGUUAUCGAUGAAAUUCGAACAGGACCAUAUAAACGUUUAUUUCAUCCUGAACAAAUGGUUACCGGUAAAGAAGAUGCAGCAAAUAAUUAUGCACGUGGACAUUAUACAGUUGGUAGAGAAUUAAUUGAUGUUGUUCUGGAUCGAAUAAGACGACUUGCCGAAAAUUGUACCGGUUUACAGGGUUUUCUUAUAUUUCAUUCAUUUGGUGGUGGUACAGGUUCCGGUUUUACAUCAUUAUUAAUGGAACGAUUAACAAUUGAUUAUGAUAAAAAAAAUGUAGAACGACCAUCAUAUCUCAAUCUUAAUCGUUUAAUUUCACAGGUUGUUUCAUCAAUUACAGCUUCAUUACGUUUUGAUGGUGCAUUAAAUGUAGAUUUGACAGAAUUUCAAACAAAUUUAGUACCAUAUCCACGUGUACAUUUUCCAUUAGCUACUUAUGCUCCAAUAAUUUCUGCUGAAAAAGCUUAUCAUGAAUCGUUAUCUGUAAUGGAUAUCACUAAUUCAUGCUUUGAACCAGCUAAUCAAAUGGUUAAAUGUGAUCCACGUCUUGGAAAAUACAUGGCAGUUUGUCUUUUAUAUCGUGGUGAUGUGACACCCAAAGAUGUUAAUGCAGCAAUUAAUAGUGUUAAAACAAAACGUACAAUACAAUUUGUUGAUUGGUGUCCAACAGGUUUCAAAGUAGGUAUCAAUUAUCAACCACCAACAGUUGUACCAGGCGGUGAUGUCGCAAAAGCACCACGCGCUGUAAGUAUGCUAGCUAAUACAACAGCUAUUGCAGAAGCUUGGGCUAGACUUGACUAUAAGUUUGAUUUAAUGUAUGCAAAACGUGCCUUUGUACAUUGGUACGUCGGAGAGGGUAUGGAAGAAGGCGAAUUCACGGAAGCACGUGAAGAUUUGGCUGCUUUGGAAAGAGAUUAUGAUGAGAUUGGCUUUGAUAGUAAUGAUGAUAAUGAUGGCGGAAAUGCAGUGUAUUGA